This is a messenger RNA of Effrenium voratum, 975 nucleotides long. The record is from the annotation of a GenBank genome assembly. Lineage: Eukaryota; Dinophyceae; Suessiales; Symbiodiniaceae.
AUGGUGAAUCUCAUGGUCCUCAAGACUCAGCCGGGCCUGGUGUCGGAGUACAACAAGACGGCGCCGCAAGAGCAGGUGAUCCGGAAGGGGGACCGGAUUCGCAAGGUGAACGGGAAGUCCGGGCGCGCGGAUGAGUUGCUGGCGUAUCUGACCUUGGAGGGAAAGCUGGACCUGGAAGUCCAGCACUGCCAGGAGUACGAGUUUCACAUUGAAAAGAAGGGGAAGACGCUGGGGCUUCAGCUCGCAGUCACUGAAAAGGCGUCCUGUCUGACAGUGGAGCGGGUGGAGCCCCAUGGCGUGAUCGCCAGGUUGAAUGAAGCGCAUGAUCACAAGAUCCAAGCGCACGACAAGAUCAUGGCUGUGGACGGCACCCACGGCUUGGCGCCUCGCAUGGAAUGCAUUGGAUGGGAUGGGUGGAAAAUCAACUGGGUGUCUGGAGUUACCGGUGCAAAGGACAUCGUUCGCACCAGUCAGGCGGAACCAACGGUGUGGCAAAAUCUUGCGGAGAACGGAGGAGCCUCGCGGAAUCAAGCGGUCAAGCAGAGCUCAGGCAAAGACUACAAGCUCGCACGCCAGCUGCAGAAGGAGGAGGAGCGUUCCGCCCGCGCAAGCGGCAGCGGCUCUCGUCCGGCUCGGCCACAGCCACAGAGGCCAAAUUGGCAAAGCGCGGGCAGCGGCCAAACCCUUGGAGGCGACGGGAAUGACGCCAGCCUGAGCCCAGAGGAGAGGAGGCAGCGUGCGCUGGAGGCCGCAGAGCGGCGCCAGAAUCAAGUGAAGGGCGUCUCAGCCGAGAAGGUCCAGGAGAUGCGUCUCAAGGAGCAGAAGGAUGCCCUCCUCGGCAAGUUGGCGGAACACUAUGCGCGCCAGAAGUUGGAGAUGCCCAUGGGCCUCAACGCCGCCUCAGUAGAGCAGCUGAAGCAACACUGGGACACGGUGAGAAAGGACAGGGGCCGAGAAGAUGCACUUCUUCAGUAA